CAAGAAGUCGUGAUGGCGAUCGCAAAAUGUCUCAUCAUUGGGAUACUCCUGAACGUCCAGAUCGAUCAAAGUUCCCAGGGACAACUGGUUCGACUGGAUCUGAAUCAUCCGGACGCGGUGAUGGUGCCGGUCGACGAAAAGCUAACACUACGGUGCUCCACCAACGGGAAAACGACCUGGUACAAGGAUAACGAAAUAUUACGGGCGACGUCGCCGAGAAUACGGCUGAUGAAGCAGUCCUUGAGAUUCAAGUACAUCGGACCCGAAGACACGGGCUCGUACGCCUGCCUGGUCGAAUCGAACGCGACGCUCGAAUGGCGGAACGUGACGAUACGGAUCGAGCCGUUGCAGAACGACGGCUACCAGCACGACGUCGACCGGCUGGGCAACGCCAUGGGGGCCCAUCGAGCCGAAGAGGAAACGAACGAAUUGGAAAUCGAAGCGAGAAAUUUGCCAGAGACCAGGUCGCUACACCUGGACAGCGAUAAUGGGGACAGCGAUCUAGAGAACGAGACGGCUGGUGAGCACAACAACACCGCUCCAGAACGGGCACCGUCGUUCAAUAAAAGCGUGGAGAUGCCCAAUGUGGUCGUAAAACCAGCUGGUAACAUGCUUCGGCUGAGGUGUCCUAGCUUCGGUAAUCCUAGGCCGAACAUCACCUGGUUGAAGAACAACGAGGAACCGAAGCGAACUUUGGGUACCAUUGUGAUCAGCAAGUGGACCUUCAGGCUGGAGGACCUGGUACCCGAAGACAGUGGGAAUUACACCUGCGUGGUGUGCAAUUACCUUGGCUGCAUCAAUCGAACCUCCAAGGUGGAAAUUAUCGAGAGCGUGAAACACCGGCCGAUACUGACCAGACCGCCGAAAAACACCACCGUUCUGAUAGGAGGCAACGCAACGAUGACCUGCGAGGUACUCUCCGAUGCUCAUCGUCACCUCGAAUGGUAUCACGGUUAUCACACUUCUUUCGACACUGUCAACAAAACCAAUCAGAGUUUCCGGGUGGAGGUCAAGGACGGAACCUACGCAGAUAAUCCAGAGGUGCUAAAACUGUACAACGUAACCGAGAAGGACGAGGGCUGGUAUACAUGUAUCGCCCAGAACACGUUAGGCGAAACGUUCAGCAGCGCCUACCUUCGAGUGGUCGAAUCUCUCGAGGACCAUAGAGUCCCCAUCCCAGCGAAGCCACAGAUUCUCGUGAACAUUCUGGCAGCUGUACUGUUCAUCUUCUUCGCUGUUGGCGUCGUGGUGGUGAUCUAUAUCUUCCAUCGACUGAAACGCGAGAAGAUGAAGAAGCUGCUGGCGAUCGAGACAGCAAGAGCUGCGGUGGUCACUCAAUGGACGAAGAAGGUGAUCGUGGAGAAGCAGAAUCUGGUGAACGCUCAGAAUGUUCAGGAGCCGUUAUUGAUGCCUGUGGUGAAGAUCGAGAAACAGAAAUCGACGGUCGCCGCGGAGGACAGCAAUGGAGGCAGCAUAUCGGAAUACGAGCUUCCAGUUGACAGUGCCUGGGAGUUACCUAGAGAACACUUGAGUCUGGGCAACACUCUUGGUGAAGGUGCCUUUGGAAAGGUUGUCAGGGCGCAGACGAACACUGGUAAACCUGGGAUACCUAGCGUGGUGGCUGUAAAAAUGUUGAAAGAGGGUCACACGGACGCAGAGAUGAUGGACCUUGUGUCUGAAAUGGAGAUGAUGAAGAUGAUCGGCAAACACGUGAACAUCAUCAAUCUAUUAGGCGCCUGCACCCAAGGUGGGCCGUUGUACGUAGUGGUGGAGUUCGCGCCCCAUGGGAAUCUACGUGAUUUCCUACGUGACCAUAGACCCUCGUCGGGAUACGAGCCGACGAUUGGCCAAGAACAGAAGGAAAAGAAAACCCUGACGCAAAAGGACCUGGUCUCGUUCGCGUAUCAAGUGGCCAGGGGUAUGGAGUAUCUGGCAAGCCGAAGAUGCAUCCACAGGGACCUGGCCGCCAGGAACGUCCUGGUCAGCGACGAGUACGUUCUGAAGAUCGCUGACUUCGGUCUUGCCAGGGACAUACAUUGUCACGAUUACUAUAGGAAGACCACGGAUGGACGGCUGCCCGUCAAAUGGAUGGCACCCGAGGCGCUGUUCCAUCGGGUGUACACCACUCAGUCCGACGUCUGGUCGUACGGAAUUCUGUUGUGGGAGAUCAUGACGCUAGGUGGAACCCCCUAUCCGUCGGUACCAUCGGUAGAGAAAUUGUUCCAGUUACUGCGAACUGGUCAUCGAAUGGAGAAACCACCGUGUUGUUCGAUCGAAAUAUACAUGUUGAUGAGAGACUGUUGGAGCUAUCAGCCGAACGAAAGGCCAAUGUUUGGAGAACUGGUCGAAGAUCUUGACAGGAUACUAACGAUUACUGCAAACGAGGAAUACUUGGACCUUGGACUACCACAAUUAGACACCCCACCCUCCAGCCAAGAAUCCAGCGAAGCCGAGGAUGACGAGGGCGAAGAGAAAUUCCCCUAUUUGCUGUGAAUUCAACCGGACCGUUUUGGUCGUCAUCCGAGACUAACCAUC
Messenger RNA from Dufourea novaeangliae, 2535 nucleotides. Its product is annotated as fibroblast growth factor receptor homolog 1-like. Gene Ontology annotation, biological process: protein phosphorylation; positive regulation of cell population proliferation; fibroblast growth factor receptor signaling pathway. Lineage: Eukaryota; Metazoa; Arthropoda; Insecta; Hymenoptera; Halictidae. The coding region runs from base 13 to 2493 and encodes 826 amino acids. The transcript has 10 exons. Gene Ontology annotation, molecular function: fibroblast growth factor receptor activity; ATP binding. The record is from RefSeq and is a predicted model, not a curated record. Gene Ontology annotation, cellular component: signaling receptor complex; membrane.